Molecule: messenger RNA, 4034 nt
Organism: Felis catus (domestic cat)
Lineage: Eukaryota; Metazoa; Chordata; Mammalia; Carnivora; Felidae
Gene: NUDT17
Product: nudix hydrolase 17
Exons: 8
Coding region: 130-1281 (383 amino acids)
Biological process (GO): NADP+ catabolic process; NAD+ catabolic process
Cellular component (GO): cytosol
Molecular function (GO): NADH pyrophosphatase activity
Source: RefSeq, a predicted model, not a curated record
GCUCAUCCCCCAGGGUUCUGCCUAAACGUCCCGGGGCAUUUGGCGGAAGCUUUCUAGGUCCCGACCCUGCGAACGCUGGACCAGCAGAGGGCGCCAGGUGGGCCGCGGCCCCAACCCCAGGGCGGCGUUAUGGCCGCCGCGCGGGUGCUGCUUCUCUUGUCCGGGCGCGCGGAGUCGCCGAGCUUCGCCCAGAGUGUGUGUGGCCUCCUGGGCGCCGGGCCAGGGCUCGGGCCGUGGCCCACGCACUGCGGCUUGAAGCGAGGACGACUCGUCCUCUCGGACGGGCCAUUCCCAGGCUCCUCGGCCAGGCUUCCGCUCCAGCGACCCCCUUUCUGCCCUUUUGCGGCCCUGGACCAGCAGCUCAGGACUCCGGGGGCCGAGCUGCCCAGCAACCGAGGUGUGGAUCUGGGUGUGGCCGUCCUUCUGCAGUCCAGCGACCAGUCUGUCUUGUUAACGCGCAGGACACGCACCCUCAGCGUUUCUCCCAACGUCUGGGUACCCCCAGGUGGGCACGUGGGACUUGAUGAAGAGCUGUUGGACGGAGGGCUGCGAGAGCUUCAGGAGGAGACUGGACUACAGCUGCCCCACGGCCAGUUCUCUUGGGUCCCUCUGGGGUUAUGGGAGUCUGCCUACCCUCCUAGGCUGAGCUGGGGUCUCCCCAGAUACCAUCACAUCAUUCUCUAUCUACUCGUGGUCUCCUGGGAGUCACAACAGCAGCUGCAGGCCCGGAUCCAACCAAACCCAAGUGAGGUGAGCGCCUUUAUGUGGCUGGGACCAGAGAUAGCAGCUGCCGUGGCUGCUGCAGAGGAUGGGACAGAGACACUCACACAUCUUCCCCGGGACCUACCACCCUCUGUCCUCCCUCUCCUGCCAUGGCGGGAGGAUUCGGUGAAGUGGGCUAAGCCACAAGGCACAGCCCAGACAGGAGCUGUCACCAUGCAGUACAGUGGAACUAGGGGAAGACGAAAGAGCUCGACCCCUGGACUUGCCCACAUCCACGCUGCUGCGGACGACCCCGACCACAGCAGAAGGCAACGAGAGGGUCAGCGCUGGGACCAAGUUUGCCCUCAGGCUCUGGCUGCAGCAUCUGGGCAGGGCCUGCAAGCAAGAACGGAACCUGGGACCCCUUCCCCCACUUGCCCCAAACCAGGGAUCUGGAGAGUGAGGUGUGGAACUCCCUCCCCAACCUCCCUCCGAGACAUUCACAGAACAUUCACAACCUUUAUUGUGGAUAAGAACUUUGCUACAACUUUGGGAAUAAAAAGUAAAAUUACAACGUAGGUCUUAAGCCCCAGAGGAGCCUGAAAAAGGAGAAUGGGGAGAGCAUGAAGUCCUCCCACCUCCCAGAAAAGGUGCAGAAUGAGCCAGACCUAACCCUGGGGCCACGGGCCUUUAGAAGCUCAUGGCCCAAGCUGGUCAGCAUAGGAAACACUGUGCACUUAAAUAUAUAAAUAGAGAGAGACCCAGGCAAUAGGCCAGGCCCUGCUCCCAAACCCCUGGGGAUCAGAGCUAAGGCCUUAUCUCCUCCACAGUCACACUGGGAAGUAGGAAGCAGGGGAAGUCAUCUUUGGAGUAUUUUGGUUUUUCUUGUUUAUGUACAAAAAAAUCUGCAACCCAAAAUAGAGUUCUCUGUCCAUGUGUCGGCCUGUCUUAGCUUCUCCACUUGUCUGUCUGGCCGAAGAGAAUGGAAUGGACAUGAAGAGACCAUGGAUGUGGGGAAGGAACAGAACCAUAGGUUUGGGGAAGAGAGGGCUCUAGAGGACAAGAGAAAGGCCCCUGCUCUCCACCCCACCCCCAGGCUCUAGUGGAUUCAGCCCUUCCCCCAACUCACACCCCAUCACACACGUGCCUCCCGCUGCCUAGGUUAACAUACCCAAAGGAAUGUGCCAACCAUCUAAAGAACAUUUCCAAAAAUAGAACCCAAAUGUCCUUAAAAAGAGGUUAAAUAUUAACCCUUUGGGUGCUGGACUUGUCAGGCAGAGAUAAGGCCCAAAACAGGCAUCCAUGAAGAUCUUUCUGGCCUUUGGCCAAAGCCCCCUGAGGGGUUGGAGUGGCCAGGGGUCUGGACCCCACAGCACACUUGCUCAGUGAAGUUUCCAUAAUCCAAGGGACUCAGUCCAGGGAAAUGAUGUCUGACCGGCAUCCAGUCAAAGAGGGACCCGAGGACAGGGGUCCCGCAUGCCCCUCCCUCAAGGCCCCCCCAGGGGCCACAAUGCUACUGACGCGGCCAGGAGGGGGUGCUGGAGUGGUGCUGCGGUGAGAGCUCCCCAGUGUGGGGGCGAGUGGGCCCAGGAAGUGGGAAGGGGUCCCUCGGUACUGGAAGAAGUGGCCAAGGGCAUCCUGUUCGUCUAGCGAGGUGAUGACGGAGGGACCAUAGUGCUGGGAGGAAUCAAGGGCAGAGUUUAAGAUUUUCUCCUGACUUCACCCGGCCUCCCAGUCACUCAUCUCAGAAAUAGCCGGGGAUAAUUCAAAUCCUCCGGAUCCCAAGGUACCCUCUGAGAAGCAGGAGAGAUUCUCUUUCUUUCCCCUGCUUCCCCAUACCCUACCCGAUUCCCUGCCCUGAGACAGCCCCUCCAUCUUGCUAGGUUCUUGGCCUUGUGGGCGUCUGAAAUGUGUGGAAUGUCCGGCCGGGGCAGGCAUGGCGCUCAACUGCACGUGGGUGUGGGGGGGAGGUUGUGUGUGAAUAGUCAGGGGCAGGAUUCUAAAAACUCCGGAGACAGGACGGUAACAAGGGAUCAAAGAAGACAUGGGUGAGAAUCUGAAGAAGCACCAGUGGGGCCUGGGAGGGAAAUAAAGUGCCCACACCCUCCUUAGGCCCCCCAGCUCCCACCUUCCCUCACAGAGAGGCAGAUUUAGUUCUCAGGGGAAAGUGAGGGGGAGGGGACCCGUCAGUGCCUAGAUAGGAAGCUUCAGAGAUCUGAGAUCUUCAUGGGACAAGGGACCACUUACCUGACUCUCAGUCUGAAGGAAAGAAAAUAAAUCUAAACCUGGUAGGAAAAGAAAAAUCAAAAUCAGCCUCCUGUCUGACCUCUUCACGCCCCUCCCCCCAAAAUCCUUUGGAUUGUAGCCCCUUGCAAGACAGCCAGAAGGCUUUGAAAAGGAGCAGGGGUUCUGAUCUGCUUUUAAGGGCACAUGGGGCAGGGCAGAGCCCACCCUGUGGUCAGUGUCCUACCUUGGAUAUCCGCCCCCAGUGGGAAGGCAGGUGGGUACUCAUGUAGUGGGAGACUGGACAGGAAGUCCCCGCCCAGUGCACCCACGGCAGGGCUCCGUAGCACCGAAGAUGGCUGGUGACCAGAUGUCAGGACUCUGUGAGGAGAGAGGAGGAGCUGGGCAGCCAGCGAACGACAGACGCCCUCACCCAGCUCAGCUUCCUGAGUCCCCUCUCUGCCCCGGGGUUUGUCCAGUGAUCAGAAAGCAUUUCUGACUUCUUUCUCUGCCCCUUCUGCUGCGGACUCAGCCUAUUUCCUCAUACCCCUUGCUUCCAGGUAGAGCUGGAAUGGCAGCCGAGGUGACAGGACAGUGCUUUUUGGUCGGGGGCAGGUCCUCCUCAUCUGAUGAGCUCUCUAUUGUCAAGUCGAUAACUUCAACCUUCUUCUUACUCUCUGAUGGAUUGCCCUCUUGGACUGGGCUGUACUGGAGGCCUGUGGGUGGUAAGAGGACUGUGUCUCAGAGAAGAGGCCAUCCAAGACUCAGUUCGGCUGGGGGACAGGGGGUCACUCACCAUCCAGCCCAUACCCUGGCGGGGGGCAAACCUCAGAUGCCUCCUUCUUGGGUUUCAUUGGGCACCAGGAUCCAUCUUCCAUGAACUGUAUCUCAUCACAAUCCGAACAGGAAUUAAGUAUCUCCAUGAAUAAGCUGGGGGGAAGGGGAGAUACGGGAAUUCAUGAGGCUGGGAGAUAGCUGGGAACAGUAGCCAGGGAGUUCUGGGACUCACCUUCCUGAACCUCAGUUUCCUCAUCUGUGAAACAGGGAUAUUAUUCACCCCUACUCACCUCUCUUGAGUUGUCAGAAUCAAGUAAAGUAUGUAAAAGAGC